Messenger RNA from Sardina pilchardus (European sardine), 1730 nucleotides. RefSeq names its product zinc-binding protein A33-like. The transcript is spliced from 8 exons. Gene Ontology annotation, cellular component: cytoplasm. Gene Ontology annotation, molecular function: zinc ion binding; ubiquitin protein ligase activity; protein binding. The coding region runs from base 258 to 1730 and encodes 490 amino acids. The record is from RefSeq and is a predicted model, not a curated record. NCBI's taxonomy places the organism in Eukaryota, Metazoa, Chordata, Actinopteri, Clupeiformes, Clupeidae. Gene Ontology annotation, biological process: protein ubiquitination.
CUGAGGCAGACGGACUGGCAAACUGUUUAUUUCUGUGAACUCUGAACAGGUACAAGAGUACUGGAUACUUUUAUAUCUAACAAACUAAAUACAUGUCUCAAAUGCAUGUAGACGGACAUGACAGCCUUGUGGAUUUACAAUUCCUUGCUGUAAGUUACAGCCUGUAACUGAGUAACAGACAGGAUUCUCAAGUUAUUUGAAAGUGAAAGCAAGUUGUGUAAACGGCUAGUCAGUAAGUAUUCAGUAUACAGUCAACUAUGGCAUCAAAAUCAUUUUCCGAAGAGGACUUCUCCUGUCCUGUGUGCUGUGACAUCUUCAAGGACCCUGUGCUGCUGAAAUGUAGUCACAGCUUCUGUAAAGUCUGUCUGCAGCAGUUCUGGGACACUAAAGGAUCCAGAGAAUGUCCAGUCUGCAGGAGGAAAUCAUCAAUGGAUCCUCCUCUUAACCUCCACUUAAGGAACCUGUGUGAGACGUUCUUACAGGAGAGAAGUCAGAGAGCUUCAGCAGGGUCUGAGGUGCUCUGCAGUCUGCACAGUGAGAAACUCAAGCUCUUCUGUCUGGAGGAUAAACAGCCUGUGUGUAUGGUGUGUCGAGACUCCAAAAAGCACAGUGGCCACAAAUUUCACCCCGUUGAUGAAGCAGCCCUUGACCGAAAGGAGGAGCUCAAGAUCAAACUGCAGCCCUUACAAAAGAAACUGAAGACCUUUGAGAAGACUAAAGUCACCUGCGAUCAAACAGCAAUGCACAUCAAGACUCAGGCCCUAAACACAGAGAGGCAAAUCAAGGAGGAGUUUGAGAAGCUUCAUCAGUUUCUACAAGAUGAAGAGGCAGCCAGGAUAGCUGCACUGAGGGAGGAAGAGGAGCAGAAGAGUCAGAUGAUGAAGGAGAAGAUUGAGAAGAUGAGCAGAGAGAUCUCAUCUCUUUCAGCCACAAUCAGAGCUGUAGAAGAGCAGAUGGGAGCUGAUGACAUCAUAUUCCUGCAGAACUACAAGAGCACAGCUGAAAGAGCCCAGUGCACACUGCAGGAUCCAGAGAGGGUUUCAGGAGCUCUGAUCAAUGUGGCAAAGCACCUGGGCAACCUGAAGUUCAGAGUCUGGGAGAAGAUGCAGGAGACUGUUCAGUACACUCCUGUAACUCUGGACCCCAACACUGCAAAACCCAUUCUCAUCCUGUCUGAGGAUCUGACCAGUGUGAGACGUGGUGAUGAGGAGCAGCAGCUUCCUGAUAACCCAGAGAGAUUUGAUGAGUAUGCCAGUGUCCUGGGCUCUGAGGGCUUUAACUCAGGGACUCACUGCUGGGAUGUGGAGGUUGGAGAGAACACACGGUGGAAUGUGGGUGUGAUGACGGAGUCUCUCCAGAGAAAGGGAGAAUACACCUCUAUGAGUGGACGGUGGGAUGUGUGGUAUAAAGACGGUAAAUAUGGAGCACGUGCUCCACCACGGCUCUACACUCUCCUCACAGUGCAGCAGAAACUCCAGAGGAUCAGAGUGCAGCUGGACUGGGACAGAGGAAAGCUGUCAUUCUCUGACCCUGAUAAUAACACACACCUACACACUUUCACACACACUUUUGCUGAGAGAGUGUUUCCAUACUUAACUCUGCUGCACAGUGAAGACCCUUAUCAGAAGAUAGCCACAAGGGGGCAGCAGAGUGCUGCACUCUACAGCAGUCCUCCUGCAGAGAUGCACUUCUGUCCCAUCAUCCUCCUGCCAUGUGGACCUUCACAAUGA